CCGCUGGGGAGAAAGGGAUUCCGUUAGGAUUUCCGCCCCGGGGCAUGAGGGAACCGUGGGCUAAGGCGCACAGGAAGGCGAGGGGGCGCGACAAGGCCCGCAGCCAGGCCCGGGCCAGCGGGCGGUCGCCGCAGCAGCCGGGCUGCAGGGGGACUCAGAUGCCGCGAGAGAAAAUGUGGGUGCCCUGGAACGGGCUUGUCGUGAUCGGGAAGAAAGUGAAACUCCUGGGUAGAAUCACCCAAAAGCCUCGGUUGUGGGUGGAGAAGCUUGAGUCUGAGGAUUGGAAACCGGAAGCAGCGCAAAAGACCGACUUGAAAGUGAAGUCGGGCCCGAGUAGGGAAACAAUGGAUGUGAAGCUGCUUCACAAUGUAGCAAGUGGAAUGCAGGCUUCGGCAGGCUUGGAGAAGGGCACCCCAAGAGAGAAUUGGGGAAAGCAAGAGGCUAAACGCAAAACAGGGGCUGAAUCUGAGAGUUCAGGGACAGCGCCAGGGUCUAGGAGGGCGUCUGGAUUUGAAGAGAGUUUGAGGUCCACUGGGGAGAAGGUGGGAACCAGGGGAGAGGGAAUGAGAUCCAGUGGAGAGAAGCUGGGGACCAGGGGAGAGAUGCGGGGGUCCAUUGGAGAGAAAAGAUCAAGUGGAGAGAAGCUUGGGACUAGUGGAGAAGAUUUGAGAUCCACAGGACAUAAACUGGGGUCCUGGAGUGGGGAAGAGCUGAGGUUGAGUGCAGAGAAGCUGGGGACCAAGGGAGACAGGCAAGGAUCCAGUGGAGAGAAGCUGAGAACAAGUAGAGAGAAACUGAGCUUGAGUGGAGAGAAGCUGAGGUUGAGUGGAGAGAGGCUGAGGUUGAGCAGAGAGAAGCUGCAACCCAGUGGAGAAAAGCUGGCAUCCAGUGGAGAGAAUCUGGAGCCCAGUGGAGAAGAUUUGAGAUCCACUGGAGAUAAGCUGGGGUCAGGUUGGGAGAAGCUGGGAUCCAGUGGAGAGAGGUUGCAGGGUUCAAGAAUAGGGAGCAUACGUGAAGAGGAAAUCAAAGAAGUGGUAGAAGUUACCGAUGAGGAGGUGGACACUUCUGAAAGGGUGGAAGGGAAUGAUGAAGAGCUAGUAGGGACUGCAGAAGGAGUGGAAGUUGAGGGGGAUGGCUUGCAAGAAGUGAAGGAUAUUACUGAUGAGUCUGUUUCUAUGGCAGAGAAAGAAGUUAUAGGUGAAGGCACCAGUGAAUGAGGCAAAUAAAGGAUUGAAGCAGAAUAAGGAAGGAGAAGCAGAUAGGGGAAGUACUGAAAGUGAAAGAAAAGAAAUUAAAGCCACACAGAGCUUUGUUGAUCCUGAAGGGGUGAAGGUGAGAGAGGAAAAGAGAGAAUCUGAGCCUAAGGGAAGAGAGGGUAGGAAUGAAGAAGAGAGACUAGGGGUGAAGACAUGGACUAGGACCAAAGGAAAUGAAGAAUAAUGGCAAAAAGGGGAAUGGGAACAGUUUUAGGAGAAAAAAAAGUUGAUAAUGACUUGAUAGGUAGAGGAAAAGUGAAUAUUGGUUACUUGGAGAAGAUUAACAAGCGACUGAGGAGCUUGUAGGGAAAUGUUUGCAAGAUGGACUUAGGAUGGGCUGAAGGGUUUAGCUUAACACGUAAUUGGGGAUGUGAGAUGUAGAAGAAUGCAGAGUGAGCAAAAUGGAGAAUUACACCAGGUAAAGGAUAGAUAUUGGGAGUUAUGGAAGAAGAUGCAAGCUGACACGAGCAAAGACAAUUUUUGAAAGAGGAUCCUGAAGGAGAAUGAGGCGCUCCAGAGUGACAAAAGCAAGAGAAGAGAUAAGAAAAAGAAGUGGGGGGAAAACAAAGGAAGAAGCUAAAUCCUAUAAUGCUUUCAGAAUUCUCUCUUUGGCAUUCGACGGUUUGAUAUUCAUGUUUCUCAAUGAGGGUGUUCUGAGUAAGGCGAGGAGCUGGGUAAUAACCACUGAACCACGAGGGGUACAACAGACCAAAGACUGACUCGGACAAGUCCAGCUUGGCAACUCAAGGAAUCGGGAAGAACAAGCAGUUAAUCAGAAGGCAGCUUGGUGAGCAUGGAAUCAGAACAAAGGGAAGAAGAAAGUUUGAUCACUUGGGCUAAUUAUCCCAGAAUAAUGGACAUCAGCUUGACCGUAAAGUACCUUGCUGGGCCCUCAGAACUGCUCCCUAAUGAAAGAAAACAUGGAGGCAAAAAUAAAGAUCUCUGCCCUCCCAAGAUCAUUGACUGCAGCCUCUUCAGGUGAUUCUCCGAGAGCCGAGGAACCCCAGGCACGAGGCCGAGACCUGGGCAGUUUCCAGUGGUGUGGACAUCUCUCGUAUCACACUGCACAAUAUUUACAGCAUGAACCAGAAGUCAGACCUGUUCUCUGGCUGCAUUACACGUUCUGCUGGGAUCUCAGAUACGUUAUAUCAAUGUCACCGUAGAAAAGUGAAGAUGGAGACACCGUGACAAAUGCCAGUCACUUUGGUUUUUGGCCCAACCAGGCAAAGAGCAGGCCUUCCGGUGUGGCCCCAUCCAAGGCUCAGCAGCCCACUGUGCUCACCAUUAAAGCUGGACCAACCCUCGGCCUCUGGGAAGGGAAAUACAACCUCCUUGGCACCUUGUAGUUGAUUUCUGAAGAAUGAGGUGAUCCGUGGAAAGACCUCCUGGGCACCACACGUGCACACGCGUGCACACACCCAUAUCCAAAGCUGUGUGCGGGCGCAUGCGUUUCCCUGUCGGAAGGGCCGAGCCUCCCGGCAGCCCUGAGCGUCCGCGCGGUGGCCGUUGGCCGUCGCCAGCGCCCCGCCUCAGCCAUGGGCGGGGGUUGCCCUUUUCUGGUGCCCUGGACGCCACCACCCAGGGAGGGCAGUCCCACUCCUGGGGGACAUGGUGCCCGCCCCCUGGGCCUGCUGCUUCCACUGGGGGCACGUCGGUACACGCGUCCUCCCAGGUCCACGCAGGGGCCCGACGUCCCUGGCGGGCGGCUCAGAGGCGGGGGCCGCCCUGCAGCAGGGAGGUGACCGUGCUCUGCAGGGCCGCGGCCACCUUCUUGGACGUCUUGCGCAGCAGCGGGCUGUCAGGGUGCUGCUCCUUCAGGUGCAGGAUGUGGCCCUCCUGGCUCUCAGACGUGCAGCCGCACUCCUCGCACACGUACAGCUUGGCCCGGCGCUCCUUGUAGGCGUACUUCUGCUGCACGCCGUGGAUCUUCUUGAGAGUCUGCCAGCCCGCUUCCAGACACAAAAAGGACAGGAACCUGGCUCCAGAAAGGAGAGACGACAGGGCCCUGCCCCAUACUCGAUCCCAACCCAAAAGUCCUAACUGAUGAUCUGAGGAAAAUCCUGCCCCGAGCCUGCCUGUGCCUGAAGGGGAGCCGGGGUUUCAGGGCCCGACCGCGGGCCCCUUACCAGUGUGGGUGCGGACGUGUCUCUUGAGGUCGAAGGUGUCAUUGAAGCCCUUCCCGCAGUAGGUGCAGAGAUGCCUCUUGACGUCAUUGUGGCACUUCAUGUGGCGGUUCAGCAUUCGCUGGGUGGCCCUCUGAAAACCCUUCCACUAGAACUUGGCUGGCAGAAGCGUCUAGAUCCUGGAGCAUUCAGGAGCACAGACCCAGCCAGGGACGGCCCUGCUGUCUGUGCUUUUCUAGAAGGCUGGAGCAUUUCCGCCGUGUCACAGACUCCUGAACGCAGUGGGGUUGCUGGGCCCAGCCCUGCCCUGGAUGGAAGGCCACGGAUCCUGAUGGAGGGGCUGAAAUGGCUGAUCUGGGCGAGGUGGCGCUUGCCGGGCACGCACCCUGGGGAGCGGUUAACCACCGUGCCUGCACCAGAGCACAUUCCACGGCAGCAUGGACAGGACCCUCCGGAUGGUGCUGAGAGGGGCUCACACUCGCCUCUGUCCUGGGGCCUCUGUGUGACGAGGGGCCUGUCCUGUGGCUUCCCUGGCCUCUUGUGGCCAGAAACUAAACUAAGCAACCCCAGACGUGGAUCCAGGGGGUCGAAUUCCGUUUGAACCCGUUGCUUCCUCCCAGCAUAAGCUCUUCUCACUUGGACCGACUCCUCUCCUUGUCUCCACAUCUGGGCUCCAGCUAGCCAGCUGGAGACCUACGGGAUGCCCUGCCUUCAGCCUCGCAGCGUCAGGGAGCGUGAUGGGGAUCCCGGAAGUGGAGCCCGGCUGCUCCACCUCGGAGCAGCGGAAGGAGGCGGCGGCAGCAGGGUGAACGGAGCCAUCCUCCAGCCCCGCAUGCCCACUGCCAAAAUUUCCCUCAGUUUUGGAGGAGAGUGAGGCUGGGAGCAGGAACGUCUAGAUUCUCUCCUGCCUUGAGGACGGGCUGGUGUGACUACACGAGCUGCCAGGCUGGGCCCAGCGUUUCCAGUCGGGAAACCUCCGGGGCCCUGAUGGGAAGGUCGGAAUUAGAGCACCUCCACGUUCGCCAUCCCUCGCCGUGCCCCCAGUGGGAGCAGGGUCAGUGCGUGGCUCCACACACCGUGCCAUGCCUUGAGUCUGUGAAGCAGGGUCAUGGCUGGCUGGUGAUAGAAUGGCCUGGCCACAUGAGGCGCCUGAGCGUGGGCCAGGAACAUUCCCUUUCUCACUUCCGAAACCAGUGGGAAAACUCCCCAGGGAGAACCAAGGCUUCGAGAGGUAAAAUUAGGUGCUUUAACCUCUCCCCUUUACUUGAUCCCACGGUACCCUCCCCUUACCAGAGAUGCAGGCAAAUCCUACCCGCCCCCUUGAGUUUGGACCGCACCCUCCAUCCAGCCUGACCUUCAGAGCUGCCCCCACGUCUCUGCUCACCUGGACAGACCACCCAGAAGCCCUCCCCAGCGCCCUCCAGGGCACAGGUCUCUAGGCUGCCCCAAACUGCGGUGGGGAAAAUCAUUAAUGCAAGGAAGUCAGUGAUUUGAACAAACGGAAUUUCUUUGUCCUUUGUAAAAGUCAACACUUGAUCUGUUACUGAUUGGGAUGUGAAAUAAAACUAAAAACAACA
Molecule: messenger RNA, 4956 nt
Organism: Choloepus didactylus (southern two-toed sloth)
Lineage: Eukaryota; Metazoa; Chordata; Mammalia; Pilosa; Megalonychidae
Exons: 11
Coding region: 45-1217 (390 amino acids)
Source: RefSeq, a predicted model, not a curated record